GUGCCUCUGGGAGAGUCUCCGGUGCAGAGCGGCACAGAACUGGCCAGCAAGCGUUAAGCGGAUCUAGUGGGCUCCUUCCAACACAGUGUUUGAGGAGUAACCUUGACAAUCCGAGAGCAACAGUCUGCUGUAUCUGAUUUACAAUGAAUGUCAAAUCUGCUAUCAGCAAAGAAGUUUUUGCCCCACAUGAUGAACGGAUGCUGGGAGCCGUCCAAGUGAAAAGAAGAACAAAAAAAAAGAUACCUUUCCUAGCUACUGGGGGUCAGGGUGAAUAUUUAACAUACAUCUGCUUGUCAGUGACAAACAAGAAACCAGCCCAAGCCUCUAUCACGAAGGUGAAGCAAUUUGAAGGCUCUACCUCUUUUGUCAGGAGAACGCAGUGGAUGCUUGAACAGCUUCGCCAGGUCAACGGGAUAGACCCUAACCGGGAUUCCCCAGAAUUUGAUCUACUAUUUGAAAAUGCUUUUGACCAGUGGGUGGCAAGCACAGCAUCAGAAAAGUGCACAUUCUUUCAGGUUCUACAUCACACUUGUCAGCGAUACCUUACAGACAAGAAACCAGAAUUUAUCAACUGCCAAUCUAAAAUUAUGGGAGGAAAUAGCAUACUCCAUUCAGCAGCAGACAGUGUGACAAGUGCAGUACAGAAGGCAAGCCAGGCUUUGAAUGAGCGUGGUGAAAGGCUAGGUCGAGCAGAAGAAAAGACAGAGGAGCUGAAAAACAGUGCUCAGCAGUUCGCAGAAACUGCACACAAGCUUGCCAUGAAGCACAAAUGCUGAGACACUGCCCAAAGUUGAAAUCUUCCCAGGAGAAACUGGAAAAGCUCUAUUCAGCAGUUCUUGCAGGAGAUCCAGACUACUGCGUGCUUUAGUUCUUCCAGUUCAGUGGAGAUGCAUUUUCAGUUUCUGUGCAGGAAAAAGUGUUGCAUUUCUACCUUUUUUGACUUACUUUUUUUUGUUCCUCUUUUUGUAAUAUUGCCACACAGUCCUGCAGUACUUUCUUACCUGUAUUUCAGUUGUUACAGGAGUGAAAGCAAACAGGGAAAACUGGACCAAAUGCCAAGCUGAUCAGGAUUAAAACAGUAAUAAUAUUCCCCAUUUGUACAAAAAAAAUAUUUAACUGGUAUGUGUGGAGAUAAAACCCAAGCAAGGGGUAUAUUUCAUUUUUCAUAUCAUCAGCAGAAUGUGAAUAUGGGAAUUAAUUGCCUGGAGGUUGUAACUGUAGUGAUUGAACAGCUCUAACCUGGGCAACAGGAAACUUGCUUCUGCUGUGCAGUGUGAGAAGUUUGGCAUGUGCCAGCACCAGCAUUCAGAAGUGCAUGUCUGGAUUUCAUACAGAAAUCUGUUAUUAGAGUUGCAUUUUGAGUAUUUCUGUUUUCCCUCAUGGAUUGGUUGUUUGGGUAGCAUAACAAAACCCACAGAAUAUAUGCUGGAGGUUCCAAAAUUGAGGACAAAAAAAGUCAUUUUUACAUCUGUACACACAGAGCUGCUCGUCAAACAGUCUGGUAUUUAGCAAUCUGUUAGAAAAUUAACAUUUCACUUUCUUUUUUCUACCUGUGAUUCUGUAGCUAACUGUUAAAUAAGGAUGCAACGACUUGGGAGAAUAGAAGUGCACCAUUUCCCAAAUAAUCUGCUUUUCCUGAACCCCACGGUAGGAGUAUUGGGGAACAGAUAAGAAAUUUGGCCUGUUAGAGUGACUUUUAUGUUAGCUAGAGUUUGAUUUUUUAACUUUUAUGUUUAAACAGGGGUUUUCAACAAGCAUGUCUUAGUAUAUUAGAAUCCUAACUCCUAUUUUGGGUCUCAGUUUUCAGUCUAUAUUGUCACUUGACGAUUGACUCCCAACUUCAGUCUCUAUUCAUUGUAUGCAAUACGUGCACUAUAUUCUCCUACAAUAAUAAGUAGGUUUCUCUUCCUCACAGCUGUUGGCUUCACAUUUUUAAGAUGCUCUAAUAAACUACUAAAAGGAAAAGAGAAAGGGGGAGGAAAAGGGGGAAGCUGCAUUAUUUUCUGUACUAUUUUUUUGUUGUUAGUUGUUGGUUCGUUGUUUUUUUUACCAGUGAGCUGGAAACAGAAAUUCUAGCAGAAAUUUCAGCCUUGAUCUUCUGAAGAUGUCUGCUCUUCGUUUGUAUCCUCAUCUAACCAGUGAGCCAGCAAGCUGGCGUUACAUGAAUGUACUGUAGUCUUCAUUUUCAAUGUAGAAUAAGAUUUUUGCAUUAUUAACGACACUUUAAACAGUCUAAAAUCCUCAGAGCGGUGUUUGUAAGGGAGAUAAAUGCUUCUGUAGUAAUUGAGACUCUUGUUUUAGUUCCUGCAAGCUGAAGUAAGUGAAAACCUCUUGGAAAUACCCAAAGAUGCUUGGCUUUAGGAAAAUAAUUCUCCUUUGAAGGAUGACUGUGCAGUGAAGUGAUUCUAUUCAAACUUGACAUCUGUUUGUUGUCCCUGUAAUUUAAACCCUUUUGUACAAAGCUUUGUAUUUCAUUUCACAGUGGGAAUGGAGGGAGGGUAAAUUUGUCAUCUGUGUAGCAUAGUAGAAUCAUUUAGAUCUAUUUAGCGUCACCCCUACCAGUUAUUAUAUCAACUGAAAGGGAGUUUGGCCACGUCUGUUCUGAGUCGGAACAGGCUCAUUAACGCCAUGGCCUCUGUAUCCUCUGCUGAGCUGUGUGCUGUUAAUGCUUGCCCUGGAAGUGCCAGUAGCUUCCCGAGUGCUCUUGUGAUGACUGUGGGUAUUUCUGCACAACAACCAGUCCCUCGUUAGAAGUCAAACUUCUGCUGGGCACUAAAUGUUUAAAAGUAGCUGCAUUAGAAAUUAGUCAGGGAGUCAGUUUUCUUGACCACGUAGCUGUCUUCUGUCAUCAUCGUUUCCACUCCUUUUGUAAGUCUUGUUAUGCUGCUAACCUCACAAGUCUCUUUCUCCUGAGAGCAGGAAGGAAUAGGUUUUGAACUGCUGCCACCUAGCUGGUCUUCUGCUGUCAGUAAUUCAGGAGAAAUCGCUAAACCCCAGGUGAGGUAAAACUGACAAGAAUUAGUUGUCUGAAUUCAGCUUAACAGAUGUUGCUUUGCAGCUGUUUACAUGAAUAUCUGCUGGACAGAACAAGGUUGCAGUUGUGCUGCUAACUUCCCAGAGCUUUUUCAGAGCUGAGCUACCCCAAAAUACUGCUUUAGCUACACUGACAGUUUUAGAGCAUUUUGGGUUUUUCUGUCCUCCAGUUCAGUGUGUUUUGUGUUAUAGAUCAUACCUCAGGACUUUCAGCCAUUUACUGUGGAAAUUCUGAAGGAGGGCAGAGCAAUUCAUCUGCCUGUUUGUUUUGUUCAUUCAACUGCAACCUUUUGGUAGCUUUUAGAUAAUCAGAGGUGUGUGAAUGUCUCUCCAAAGGUAAAUCUUGACAGCAUUGCUGUUUCCUUCUGGGACUUAGCUUGUAGUGGAUACAACCUAGUGUUAUUAAGUAGUCAUGUACAUAACAUAUACUUCAGGUUAAUGUUUCAUAUGGAAGAAUGUAUUUGUAAAUUGUAACAACAUCAAUAAGUCUCUUUUAUCUUUGUAAAGUUCUGCGGAGAAUAAAAAUGAUGCAUUGUUAGAACUUGACUGCUGUACUACAAACUCUUGUCUUAAAAGGCUACUUUUGUGUCUAGCAAAAGGUGUGCAUUAUGUGAAAUGCUAACAAGAAAAACAAAAUUACUUAUCUCAUAGGUAGGUUUGGCUAUGAUAGGCCAGAAUUGUAAUACUUGCUGGUAUCUAUUGUAACUUAAUUCCAUGAAAGUUCUCAAAGAUGUAGAAAUUAUUUUCUGCUGUUGGGGGGGAAGACCAAAACAGAAGAAAAACAUAAAGUGGGAUCUACUCUCUUGAGUCAUUAUUGGAAGCCUUGAUUUUGUCAUUAAAUACUUUAACUGUGAUCAAUAGCAAA
This is a messenger RNA of Pogoniulus pusillus (Red-fronted tinkerbird), 3898 nucleotides long. It is a transcript of the gene STXBP6, whose product is annotated as syntaxin binding protein 6. The record is from RefSeq and is a predicted model, not a curated record. Gene Ontology annotation, molecular function: phosphatidylinositol-4,5-bisphosphate binding. Gene Ontology annotation, cellular component: plasma membrane; exocyst. Gene Ontology annotation, biological process: exocytosis; Golgi to plasma membrane transport; regulation of SNARE complex assembly. Lineage: Eukaryota; Metazoa; Chordata; Aves; Piciformes; Lybiidae. The coding region runs from base 144 to 776 and encodes 210 amino acids. The transcript has 6 exons.